Molecule: messenger RNA, 714 nt
Organism: Trichoplax adhaerens
Lineage: Eukaryota; Metazoa; Placozoa; Uniplacotomia; Trichoplacea; Trichoplacidae
Exons: 3
Biological process (GO): unsaturated fatty acid biosynthetic process
Cellular component (GO): endoplasmic reticulum membrane
Molecular function (GO): stearoyl-CoA 9-desaturase activity; iron ion binding
Source: RefSeq, a predicted model, not a curated record
AUGGCGCCCUUACCCUUAACAAGUACUAGAACAUUGAUAACCAAGGAAGGAGAAUUUGACCUCGACUUCGUAAAAGAGGCUGCACAAGAUGAAGUUAAGCCGCAUCCAGGAAAAUACCAUAUCGUUGCUAUAAUAUAUCAUACAUACUAUCACAUACUGGCAUGUGUGGGCUUUUACCAUCUCUUUUAUCUCAAAUGGCAGUCCCUUCUUUGGGUGAUCUUUUAUCAUUAUUGUGCUAUCCUUGGAAAUGGUGUUUGUGUUCAUCGGCUAUAUUCCCAUAGGGCUUUCAAAGCAACUGUUCCAUUAAGAAUUUUACUGCUCUUCAUGUACGCCAUCGCUAAUGGGAUUACCGCCUUUACGUGGAGUCGUGACCAUCGCGUUCAUCAUAAAUAUUCCGAUACUGAUGCUGAUCCCCACAACGCCAAGCGCGGAUUAUUCUACUCUCACUUUGGCUGGUUACUUCUUCAUAAACACCCUGAAGUGAUAAAUAAAGGCAAAAAUAUCAACCUCGAUGAUUUAUACAAUGAUCCCAUUCUAAUGUUCCAUCACCGUCACUAUACCUUGAUCCGAUUCAUCACCUGCAUAGUCAUUCCAAUCUUCGUUCCAACUUACUUUUGGGGAGAGUAUUGGCUGUACGCUUGGACCGCUGGUCAUGGUCUUGUUCAAGUCUUCACUAGCCACUGUGUCUAUACUGUGAACAGCUUAUCUCAUAAG